AUGAAUACUUUUGAGCUUUUGAGUCUGAGUAGUAAAGGUAAUAAAGACGAAAAUGGAUGGUUAAACGUCGAUGUUGUUUGUGAAUACGAGCCUGAGAAUGCAAAGCCUUCGUUCCUUUGUCAAAAUUUCUGGGCGGAAACAGUGCCGAAAAUCAGAGCGAAUCGGAGCAAAAAUGGAGUUUUUGAAACUGACAGCACAACUGCGCCUAGUCAGGCCACUGUUAGCAAGAGCGACGGUGCUCUUAGUAACUGGGGUAUGACAGCAGGUUACUGGAAUCAGUGGAGCGAGUGCUUCGCUAAAGAAGCACGAGUGAAACGGCUUGAACAGCAGCAGCUUGUGUUCCUUAGGCAGCCCGGAGGGAACUUUCAAGUGGAUGAGAUUAGUCGAGUGGUCUCAGUUGGAGAUGGGAUUGCAAGUGUUUAUGGAUUGAACAAGAUUCAAGCUAGGGAAAUGGUGGAAUUUGCCAGCGGUGUGAAAGGAAUAGCGUUGAAUCUUGAGAAUGAGAAUGUAGGGAUUGUUGUCUUUGGUAGUGAUACCGCCAUUAAAGAAGGAGAUCUUGUCAAGCGCACUGGAUCUAUUGUGGAUGUUCCUGCGAGAAAGGCCAUGUUAGGCUAUGUGGGCGACGCGUUGGGAGUACCUAUUAAUGGAAGAGGGGCUCUAAGCGAUCACGAACGAAGACGUGUCGAAGUGAAAGCCCCAGGGAUUAUUGAAUGUAAAUUUGUGCAUGAACCUAUGCAAACAGGGUUAAAAGCUGUGGAUAGCUUGGUUCCUAUAGGGCGCGGUCAGCGAGAAUUAAUUAUUGGGGACAGACAGACCGGGAAAACAGCAGUAGCCACAGAUACUAUUCUCAAUCAAAAAGGGCAAAAUGUAAUAUGUGUUUAUGUAGCUAUUGGUCAAAAAGCAUCUUCCGUGGCCCAGGUAGUGACUAAUUUCCAGGAACAGGGGGCGAUGGAAUACACUAUUGUGGUAGCCGAAACGGCAGAUUCACCUGCUACAUUACAAUACCUCGCUCCUUAUACAGGAGCGGCUCUAGCUGAAUAUUUUAUGUACCGUGAACGACAUACUUCAAUAAUUUAUGAUGAUCCCUCCAAACAAGCACAAGCUUAUCGCCAAAUGUCUCUUCUAUUAAGAAGACCACCCGGUCGUGAAGCUUAUCCAGGAGAUGUUUUUUAUUUGCAUUCACGCCUUUUGGAAAGAGCUGCUAAAUCAAGUUCUCGUUUAGGUGAAGGAAGUAUGACUGCUUUACCAAUAGUUGAGACUCAAUCUGGGGACGUUUCGGCUUAUAUUCCUACUAAUGUGAUUUCCAUUACAGAUGGACAAAUAUUCUUAUCUGCCGAUCUAUUCAAUGCUGGAAUCCGUCCUGCUAUUAAUGUGGGUAUUUCCGUCUCCAGAGUAGGAUCUGCCGCUCAAAUUAAAGCCAUGAAACAAGUAGCUGGCAAAUUAAAAUUGGAACUGGCUCAAUUCGCGGAGUUAGAAGCCUUUGCCCAAUUUGCUUCUGAUCUCGAUAAAGCCACUCAGAAUCAAUUGGCAAGAGGUCAACGAUUACGCGAGUUGCUCAAACAAUCCCAAUCAGCCCCUCUCACGGUGGAAGACCAGAUAGUUACUAUUUAUACCGGAGCGAAUGGGUAUCUUGAUCCGUUAGAAAUUGGGCAGGUAAAGAAAUUUCUCGUUCAGUUACGUACCUACUUAAAAACAAAUAAACCUCAGUUCCAAGAAAUCAUAUCUUCUACCAAGACAUUCACCGAGCAGGCAGAAGCCCUUUUGAAGGAAGCUAUUCCGGAACAGAUAGAACUGUUUCUACUUCAGGAACAAACAUAAAGAAAUUGAUCACUCUUAGUACAAGAGGAAUCAUUGAUAAAUGUCUCCGAUUCGAAUCAUUCAAAAUAUGUUUCUUGGCAUAGCAAUCUACACAAAUAGAUGGAAAUAAAUUGCGUCCAAUAGGAUUUGAACCUAUACCAAAGGUUUAGAAGACCUCUGUCCUAUCCAUUAGACAAUGGACGCCUUUCAUUCCGAUUUUCUUCUUUUCUUUCACACUCUUACUUUCCUAUCUCCUGUUCGGAUAAAAGAAUCCGAUUGUAUGUGAGAGAUUUUAGGGAAUAAAGAUGCAUAUCCAAAUCAAUGAUGCAUGUAUCAUAAUAAUGAAUAUGAAGCGGGUAGCGGGAAUCGAACCCGCAUCGUUAGCUUGGAAGGCUAGGGGUUAUAGUCGACGUUGAUUCAUCAUUUUUAACGUCUCUAAUUCAAAACCGAACAUGAAACUUUGGUUUCAUUCGGCUCCUUUAUGGAAGAUGGAUAGAUUCCCGGAUCUAAGGCGUAAACGAAACUACAAAAAAAAGAAAACAUUUACGAUGUAUGGAAAAAGGGAGUUAUAGCAAAUUCGAAUUCAAAGAAAAAAAUUCGAUCCAUAACAUCUAUGUCAGCUUUUCUGUCUGAAUGCAUCCAAAACGACUCGCUUUCUAGAUGAUCCCUCUAGAAGAGGGGGAUUCUAACAAAUCCUUCUAGUUACUUCGUUCUCUAUUUCUACUCACGAGAAUCCUGAGGAAAAGAAUUUUCUUUCCACCGAGCUGAAAAAAUAUGUCGAUGCGACGGCUCUAGUAAACUAAAGUCAUCGUUUAAUAGCUAUUUGGCUUCAAUCUCCCCCUUUACAAAAAAAAAAUGGAAGAUCUAGUUACGAUUAGAAAUACAUUUUUGUAUCUUCAUCCAUGGAUCCUUUACUUAUACUCAUUCAAUUGGAAGGGUUGAUCCAACUUAAAAAAAAAAGAAAUUAUGCUUCGCGAUUCCGUAAUCCAAUGAAUUUUGUUGUUCAAUUUCUAAUGGAUACAAAUCACGAGAAUGUAUAUUCUUCCUCGAAUAUAGCAUUGAGGGGUAAAGGAUUAAACCCUUUUAAGAAAUAAAGUUUUUGAUCGGAAUAUGAAUCAAACCGAAAGACCCCCUAACUAUUUCAGUUGUUAAUAGAACGAAUCACACUUUUACCACUAAACUAUACCCGCUACAAUAUGAUUAUUGUAUACGAAUGGACCAUUUGUCGAACAAGGGAGUGAGACGUAAUCAAGAUAGGAUCAGAAUCAUGAAAAUUGGAGUGAGUCCUGACGUGUUCCGACGGGGGACUUAAUGAAAUAGGAGAAGAAGGUUCAUUUAAAUAACAAGUUAUAUCUUUUCUUUUGCUGGGGGAAUCGUUACUGACAGUUCCGGCCCGAAAGAGCCAUUGAAGUCGGAACAUAAAAAUAAGUUGAAUUGUGGAAGAAUCCAUAACUCCAUUU
This is a messenger RNA of Magnolia sinica, 3257 nucleotides long. RefSeq names its product ATP synthase subunit alpha, chloroplastic-like. The transcript is spliced from 4 exons. The coding region runs from base 1 to 1818 and encodes 605 amino acids. NCBI's taxonomy places the organism in Eukaryota, Viridiplantae, Streptophyta, Magnoliopsida, Magnoliales, Magnoliaceae. The record is from RefSeq and is a predicted model, not a curated record. Gene Ontology annotation, biological process: proton motive force-driven ATP synthesis; proton transmembrane transport. Gene Ontology annotation, molecular function: proton-transporting ATP synthase activity, rotational mechanism; ATP binding; ADP binding.